GGUAGUAGUAAACCCCACGAGGACAUUACCUAUAUACUUGAUACGUCUGGCAGGGUACAAAGUACCGUAACAACGGCCUUGCAGCCAGGAACGUAGGAAUGUGUGAAGCAGAUCUAGAACCAUGCAUAGUCGCUUUAGGCGUAUCAAUAUUGUUAACUGAACCGUAUGGCUGAGGGGUUCGAAGAAUAUCUAUCCAAGUAUCCCCAACUCCUCUGGUCCAGUUACUGUGCUAUACACUGGCCUUGCCUCCCCUCCCUAUCUCCAGUUCGUCCGAGUCGUUCGUUUGAUCGGUCGUUCGUUCGCUCACUCACCGUGUCUGUUCCCCCCAUCGCUCUACCACACGAUGAGCAGCCCAGCAGGUGCCACGCCAGCGGUCCCAACAGGGCCGUUCAUCGACCCGGCGAAAGAGUCGCUGCCUCCCAGAGCCGUGCUCCUGGUAGCGCCCGUAACCACAUUCUUCAUCUUGGCGAUAAUAUGUAUCGGCCUUCGACUGUGGGCGAAGCGCAUAAAGAAGAUCUCGCUUCGGUUUACUGACUAUGCUAUCAUUGUUGCUGCCGUCUUUUCGGCGGGAUAUCUUUCCAUCUGCUGGCUAGUGGCUAAACAAGGCGGCGUUGGCUUCCCGCUUGUACAAGUGGCUCCUCCGCAGCGUACACUUACACAAAAGUCGUUCAUCGUAGCAUGGCUUCUGCAAGCGUGGGCCAACACCUUCGUGCGGUUAUCCAUCCUCGACUUCAUCGCGCAGGUCUUCUCCGUGAAGAAGUUCCGCAUGGUAGUCUACUUCUUCGAGGGAUGCGCGAUCGCGUACCUGGUCGGCUGCACGAUAACUUUCUUCGCUAUCUGCAGGCCGAUCAAGUACAACUGGGAGGUCGGCCCUGCAGCUCUGCAGCACUGCGGCAACUUGAGCAUGAAGUUUCUCCUCAGCUCCAUCUUCAACCUCACCCUUGACGUGUGCAUCCUGGUCCUCCCGAUGCCCAUGCUCUGGACGCUGCAGUUGAACUCGCGCAAGAAGAUCGCCUUGACUGUCGUCUUCGGCCUCGGUAUUUUUGUUUGUUUCGCUACUGCGUGGCGUACAUACAACGUGGUCCACUUCUCCACCCCGGAAGCGAAGUUGAACUUCACCAUGACGGUCGUCGACGACGCCCUAUGGUCCGGACUCGAGAUCAACCUCGGCAUCAUCAACGCGUGUCUCCCCGUCAUGCCCGCAGCGCUGCAGCGAAUCUUCAAGAUUCCCUUUCUUAGGCUCAUCUCUUUCUCAACAUGGCGCCCCGCCAGCGGCUCCGAAGCCUCAGGUUUAAGGCCGACGUGGAUGCGUCUCGGCAGCACCAAGGGCGACAAGAACGGAAGCAUCUCGCGCAAGGUCGAGUACUCGGUAGAUGUCGAGGCGAAUCCCAUGGGCCACAUCCCGAUGGAGAAUAUGGGCUCAACGACAAAGCUGGCUGAUAACCAGUGGCCGACGUAUCAAUACACUGCUACGAAUCAGUAUCACCCCAGCGGGAAGCCUCAAGGUCUCCCGGAGCAAUAUGUUCAACAUCGGUAUAGUCAGAAUCAAUAUCCCCAAAAUCAAUAUCCCCAGGCUCAAUAAAGGGGAAACUUGGAGAUUUAGGUUAUGGGGACGGCAAACUGGUUAGGAGCGGGCAUUUCAAUCUUGUUGUAUUUUAUUUAUAUCAUGUACAUAUAAACCAGAACUAUACAAUAGUUCUUACGUCGAUGCUUUACGUUGAUGCUUUACGUCGAUAUCUGCAUUCUAUGAAAUUUUACUUUAUUUUCGCGUUCAAAA
Messenger RNA from Daldinia loculata, 1777 nucleotides. RefSeq lists its product as uncharacterized. The record is from RefSeq and is a predicted model, not a curated record. NCBI's taxonomy places the organism in Eukaryota, Fungi, Ascomycota, Sordariomycetes, Xylariales, Hypoxylaceae. The transcript has 5 exons. Bases 344 to 1582 code for a protein of 412 amino acids.